UGGUUUUCUCCAGUUCGAUUUUGGCUGCAUUCUUCGUGAGGUUCUUGUUGUUCUCGAAUAAUUCCAGAAUCUGUUGAUCCUGUUCCGGUGUCGUUUUCCGCUUGCAGCCCAUUUGUCGAGGAUUGGCAGGUUCUCCUGAUUCGGGGUCGAAAUUUUUCAUGAUGUAACAAACCCAACGCUUGCUAUGACCAAACAUAGCUCCGAUGGUAGUGUAGCUUUCCUUCUGAGAUUGGAGCCGAUGUACAAGCUUGGCAACUUCUGGACUUAUACACUUCCUCUUUCCCAUGAUGUUACAGUAUUGUUAAUAAAUGGGGCGCCGGCCAGUGGCCAUACGAAAUUUUCAAGGAUGAGUGACGGUACGAAACUUUUCGUUACAGGGGAGUAACCACUUUAAUGGCAACAGCGCGAGGAACCCCCUGAGUUAUUUAUUAGUCAUAAAUAUUCCGACACCCGUGUCCGCCGUAUGUGUAGUUGUGUACAGGCGAAGUCGAAGUAUAGUUCCCAGCGACACCGACUUAAAGCGCAACAUGCAACAGGACUUUGACUCAUAACGUUUUUUUCUCACUUUUUGGCGAUAAAGUGGUAUACCUGGAGCCAGGAGGGAUCACAUUCACAGCCAUAAAUAACUGUUCGACGACGGGCCGUUAAUUCGUGUAACUUUAUUACCUGGACGCCAUAAUAGCCACUAAACGCAUGAAAGGAUGAAAUCUUGAUUGCGGAGGCCCUACAAACUUGAGGGAAAACGGUCAGUUCUUAUUGACGCUGGGAUUAUUGUGUUAACAAGGCAGUAUUAAACCAUGGCGGAUGAUCUGGAUGACGGUGAGCCUAUCGAAGGGCUUAGCUUUUGGGAGCCAGGCGGCUACAAACGGACAACAAAGCGAAUAGCCGACGGCUAUCAGCUCUGCAAUGAUCUGGUUGAGAUGGUUCAGGAGCGUUGUGAAAUUGAAGCAAAGUAUGCUGCAUACAUGAAAAAUUGGUCGAAAAAAUGGAAUGCGCAGAUCGAUAAAGGCCCGGAAUAUGGAUCGAUGGUGGGCGCGUGGAAAGCGGUUUUAACUGCUGCUGAUCGGGAUGCGGACGAACAUUUGAGUGUUAAAGAAAACCUUAUUAAUACUGUGCAGGCUGAGGUUAAACGCUGGCAGAAGGAUAACUUCCAUAAAGGUAUGAUGUCCCUACAUUUUAAGGAAAAGAAAGACAUUGACGAGGAAUUCAAAAAGGCCCAAAAACCGUGGAUCAAAAAACUGAAGAUCGUUGAAAAAUAUAAGGCGGAAUAUCACAAUAUUUGCCAGAAGGAGCAAUCGGCAAUUGUUAGAGAUAAGAACUCAAAGGGCGACCCGGCUAUUUCCGAAGAUCAGCGCCAGAAAAUUGCUGAUGAAGUUGCAAAAUUGAGCAAUCUAAAGAUGAGCGCCAAAGCCAGUUACGAGGAUGCUCUUCGCGAUUUAAAUAGCUACAAUCCACGAUAUAUGGAGGAUAUGAAGCAGGUGUACAGUAAAUGUCAAGAUAUGGAGAAUCGCCGACUUGAGUUCUUCCGGGAAAGAUUGCUGUCCAUACAUCAUAUAGUGGACUUGUCCAAUGACAUGCAAUUGAAGCAGAUUUUUGUGGAUUACGUAAUGGGAGUUGAAGCUGCAAAUGCUAAAAACGAUUUGAAAUGGUGGGAUAUCCAGCGAGGCACCGAUAUGCCUAUGAAUUGGCCCGAAUUUGAAGAAUGGAGCCCGCGGUUGGCCGAAAUUAGCAGCAAAAAUCGUUUUGGUCUGAAAAAUGGAGACUCUUCUACAAUAUCGGGAGGCACAUUUAGAAAGAAACCUGAAGAAUCCAUGUCCACGACAUCUGUCAGCCAGACAGCGUCGACGAUCGGCACCGCUAGGCUGAACGGUGAUGCAGCUGUACAGCAACGCAGCAUGACUGCGAGCCGUGAGAGCAUAAAUCGGCAUUCCAACUCGAGGGAAUCUCUUACUUCUACUAAUCCGUUCGGCGAUGAAGACGAUGAUGAUCAAGAUGGUGCCAGGCAGGCGCCUCAGAGAGAGGGGGGACAAGUUUCUAGAAUUACUCCAGUGGCGCCGAGACGUGGGACCAAAACGAACCUGAUUGAGAAGUAUAUUGCUCCUGUGGAAUUCCGGCCUAGUAAUCAAACAUUACACCAAAUACUCGAAAGAGAAAAUGUGUCAUCACCGGUUAUGCCUGCAGCCGUAAGCUUCUCCAAGUUGACUGAGGAAACUCGCGCAGCAGAAGAAUAUAAUCCUUUCGAUGAUGAGGACGAUGCACCGGAGCCCACCCCAGUGAUUUCCCAUUCAAAAGAAAUUAUGAAUGCCAGCACGGAGAAAGAAUAUAUAGCGGUGCUUUCAAAAUGAAUCCUGUAGAUCGAUCUGUUGCCUCCUUUUUCUUCGCUGCACAAACAAAAUGUGUAACUUGCUCUGUGUUACGAUGACAUGUUAUUUACAUUUUGAGUGUGCCCUCGGUUGACACAGUGUAGCGUUAAGAUUGCUUUUGCUGGUAUCGAAUAUAUCGAUCAUGCGUGAACAGCAUUCAAGGUGAUUUUUUUCCCGGUGG
This is a messenger RNA of Paramacrobiotus metropolitanus, 2544 nucleotides long. Its product is annotated as protein kinase C and casein kinase substrate in neurons protein 2-like. Lineage: Eukaryota; Metazoa; Tardigrada; Eutardigrada; Parachela; Macrobiotidae. The record is from RefSeq and is a predicted model, not a curated record. Gene Ontology annotation, cellular component: endosome; cytoplasm; plasma membrane. Gene Ontology annotation, molecular function: phospholipid binding; protein binding. The transcript has 12 exons. Gene Ontology annotation, biological process: regulation of endocytosis; plasma membrane tubulation; cytoskeleton organization. Bases 798 to 2345 code for a protein of 515 amino acids.